Messenger RNA from Fukomys damarensis (Damara mole-rat), 1028 nucleotides. It is a transcript of the gene Arl3, whose product is annotated as ADP ribosylation factor like GTPase 3. The record is from RefSeq and is a predicted model, not a curated record. The transcript has 8 exons. Lineage: Eukaryota; Metazoa; Chordata; Mammalia; Rodentia; Bathyergidae. Gene Ontology annotation, molecular function: GTPase activity; GTP binding. Bases 1 to 666 code for a protein of 221 amino acids. Gene Ontology annotation, biological process: cilium assembly. Gene Ontology annotation, cellular component: cytoplasm; microtubule cytoskeleton.
AUGGCUGAACAAGAGGUCCAGGUUCUUGGCAAGAAGAGUGGGACAAGGAAAAGGCUCACCUGGCAGAUGCUACAGGAAAUGAAGGAGUCUGGCUGGCAGGGCUUACUCUCCAUUUUGCGCAAGUUGAAAAGUGCGCCGGACCAGGAGGUGAGAAUCCUUCUCCUUGGUUUGGAUAAUGCUGGCAAGACCACUCUGCUGAAGCAGCUCGCCUCUGAAGACAUCAGCCAUAUCACACCUACACAGGGUUUUAACAUCAAAAGUGUACAAUCACAGGGUUUCAAACUGAAUGUAUGGGAUAUUGGUGGACAGAGGAAAAUCAGACCAUACUGGAGGAAUUAUUUUGAAAAUACUGAUAUUCUUAUAUACGUAAUUGACAGUGCAGACAGAAAAAGGUUUGAAGAGACGGGCCAGGAGCUGGCUGAGUUACUGGAGGAAGAGAAGUUGAGCUGUGUGCCGGUGCUCAUCUUCGCGAACAAGCAGGAUCUGCUCACGGCGGCCCCUGCCUCUGAGAUUGCAGAGGGGCUGAACCUGCACACAAUCCGUGACCGCGUCUGGCAGAUCCAGUCCUGCUCAGCACUCACUGGCGAGGGCGUCCAGAUAACCCCUGCCUGCCUCUGUGUGCAGCUCUGGACCUGGAGCUGUAGGUGCUGUGAAAGGAUGGCAUGAACUGGGUCUGCAAAAAUGUCAAUGCAAAAAAGAAAUAAAAUCUAGACAAAUGGAGACACAGGAGCUACGGGAGCCGAAUUCAGUGCCGGAAAACACUGGUUUGCUGCUUUCUGACCAAAUGUUUUUCCAUCUGUGUGCAGCUACAGCUGUUUGAAGAGAGGGAACAACACAGCUUAAAAAGAAUCCCCAUUCCAGCAGUAGAUUUAACUGAUCUCUGAGGUUCAGUAUCAUUUUUCAAAUAAAGGAAUUACAUUAUUUCCUCUGCAUAAUUGAAAUAGUAUUAAAUGUCUCAAAGCACAUGAUUAGAAAAUGAGAUCUUUUAAAUGAGCAAGAGAUUGCAUUGCAGUUUAGACAAUUCCAGU